This is a messenger RNA of Neoarius graeffei (lesser salmon catfish), 3583 nucleotides long. Its product is annotated as B-cell receptor CD22-like. NCBI's taxonomy places the organism in Eukaryota, Metazoa, Chordata, Actinopteri, Siluriformes, Ariidae. Bases 182 to 2053 code for a protein of 623 amino acids. The transcript is spliced from 10 exons. The record is from RefSeq and is a predicted model, not a curated record.
CUCAUCAGUGACAAGUGCAGUACGAGUGAAGGAGCAACAGGCUGAUUAAAGCAGGAAAUAUUCACUAAAAAGUCAAAUCGAUUCAUUUUAUAUUUCUCAGGAUUUUUUGGGUCUAAAUUCUGCACGUGGUGGAUCUUCAAGUCUCAGGUGUCUGAAGGUUGAUGCCACUGUGUUUGACAGAAUGUGGAGAAAUACUACAGUAGCAGCAAUGCUCAUGUUACUGACAGGAAUUCAAGCACAGCCCAGUAUAUCUUUCUCCUCUCAGAGUCUCUGUGCUGUUACUGAAUCUACAGUAAAAAUCCCCUGUACAUUUACAACACCUGGUUACUCUAGUGUCACACAGACAGAGUGGUAUCGGGUCCAGAGCUCUGAAGGAGAAGCACAAGACCUGAGGAAAGACCCACAAUACUCAGGACGAGUGUCUGUAAGCUCCUGGUGGUCUUCCUCUGAGCUGACAGUGAGCAACGUGAGAGUGAGUGACACUGGAGUUUAUAACUUCAGAUUUAAAACACGGAGCAGUGACUGGAUAUCAGCCUCAUCUGGAGUUCUUCUGACUGUUACAGAUCUGCAGGUGAAGGUGGAUCCUGACACUGUAGGACAGAGACAAGUGAAAGUGACCUGUAACUCCACCUGCAGCCUCAACACAUACAGAUUUUACUGGUACAAGAAUAACAGAUAUCUCUUGGCUACCAGUGAGGCUUUCAUUGGGCUUGACUCAAGCAAUCAAUAUCAUGAAGGCAGCUACUCCUGUGAGGUGGAUGAGAGUAACCACCGCUCUCCUCCAGUGUGUGUACUGGGUAAAAAGUGUUGGGGUGUGACUUACACGCCUGAACAUGUUUGUGCUCUGAAAGACACAUCGAUUGAUGUCUCCUGCUCUUAUAAACUCCCUGCAGGCCACAGAGUGAUUAAAUCAGUGUGGUUUAUUAGAAAGCAGGCUGAUGGUGAGGCUGUGGAUGUGAGAGAGGAUGAGGAGUAUCAGGGCCGAGUGCAGUACACACACAGCUCCCAGAAUAACUGUAGUCUGAGAAUCACUAACCUGACGGAGAGAGACGCUCAAACAUUCAGAUUCAGAUUCUACACUGACGGGGAAAAAUUCACCGGCCAACCUGGAGUUUCUCUGUCUGUCACAGAUCUGAAGGUUGCAGUAUCAGCCGCGAGUGACCAGGACAUAAGGCUGAGCUGUUCUACCACCUGCACUCUGUCUAACAACCCCACUUACAUCUGGUACAAGAACGGACAGCGUGUGUCUGAGUGUAAAUCUGCCUCCUGCUCUGUAGCUGCAGUCAGUGGUGUGGUCAGUUACAGCUGUGCUGUUGAAGGCCAUGACAGUCUCCUCUCUCCCCCAGUGUAUUCCCCCCAAAACACCAGAGCAAUGGAUCUUUCUUCUGGAGACACAGUGAAGGGGGAUUCAGUGACUCUGAGCUGUAGCAGUGAUGCAAACCCAUCUGUUCUCACCUACUCCUGGUUUAAGCGGAGACCAGCUGGUGAUACACUGUUAGCAACAGGCCAGAAUUACAGCAUCAGCAACAUCAGCUCCCACGACAGAGGACUGUACUACUGCACUACUUACAACAAGCUGGGACAUGACAACUCUACACCAAUAUACCUGAAUGUGUUGGGGCCAGAGCACAACACAGAGUACCUGUUCAUCAUAGUCGGACUUCUUGUCUUUUUGGCAGUAACACUCCUCUCAGGAGCUCUGUGGAUGUGGAAGAGGAAACUGAGCUCAGUUCAUGGUGACAGCAGCAGUAGUGAGAGUGGACCGUCUGCUGCUGUGUACGAAACUGUCCCAGCCUUGAACCACAGAGACAGUGUUGCCUCAGAUGAUCAGGACAACAUUCACUAUGCCAGUGUUGUUUUCAAAAACUUCUACAUACCGGAAGAGUCUCUAUCACCCAGACUUUCUCCAGACACCACAGAGGAAGAGGAUGUUCAGUAUGCUACUGUGAACAUUAACAGGCUUGUGACAGAUGACGCAGCUGAAGAUUCAUCUCCGAUCUACAGCCAGGUCCAGAAACUCCCUAGAAAAGAAAAUGAGCUAAGGGAGACAUGAUUGUUCUGUUCUGUACUGAACAGGAGAAGAGGGACAGCUUUGGAAUUUUAUCAGAGUAGCAGUAUUAAUGACUGUAUGCUGUAUUACCUUAAAAAUUGUGUGUGCAAGUCAGAAUUUUUAAGAGGAAUUUUGAUUAAGGGUUAAUUUUUUUUACAUAGUUUUUUUAAUUCAAUUAUCUUUUUAACCCGUUUUUGAUUUAUGUCACAGAGGCAGAUGAGAACACAGGUGCAGGUAAAAUAAAGCUUUAUUGAAGCUUUCAGACAAAUCCAAAACAAAAAUUCAGAAUUCAACAAAAGGCAAAAAUUCAGAAUCAGGAAACAGACAAUGGUCAGGUGAUGUGCAAACAACAUAAGGCAAGUCAGAGAUGAUUUAAAAAAAAAAAAAAGGAACCAGAACAGGGAUCAAAACCACACCAUCUAAGCUUGGUAUUGCCAGGUAUGGAACACUGAGCCUAUAUUUCCCAAAGAUGGUGCAAACUAUGAGUCCUUAAAUAUUGUGAGCAGUGUUGUGUGAUUGAGUCCAGGUGUGUGCAAUUAGUAUGAAAGUGAACAUGAAUGUGAGAGAGUCUGUGGUUUGGGGGACUGUACUUCUCAGCUGCCAUGUUUGUAGGCCGCAUUAUGUCCUAGCAGUUGUAGUUUGAUGCUGAAUCUGGCAUUUACAUGACCGAACCUUUCUCAGAAGCACUCCCUCUGGGAAUGAGGUUUCUUCUUGGCCUCCCCCUAGGCCAUGGACCUAGGUGAUUUGGGUGACUUGCCUGAAACUCUUGGUCAGGGAUCAAGUGCAUUAUGAACUAGGAUCCCAGCAUCUUUCCUCUGGUUCAUAGCUCUCCCACUUGAUAAGGUACUGAAGCUUACUCUGUCUACGCCAUGAGUCAAGGAUUUAUUUGAUGGUGUAAGCUGGUUAGCCUUUGAUGUCUAGGAGUGCUGGGGAUGGAGAGGAAAUGACUAUUUUCAGAUAGGACACAUGAACAGAUGGGGCUUGGUGGCUGUGACCUACUAAAUCCAACUUAUAAGUUACAUCAUUUAUGCAUUGCAGGACUUUGAAAGAGCCAAAAUAGUGGUGUAACAACUUUCUGCAUCCCUCAGUGGCCAGAAUGUCCCUGGAAGAGAGCUAUACCCAAUCUCCUGGUUCAUCGUUGAGGGUCUCUUCCCUGUGUAUAUCUGCACAUUUAUUGGUUAUCUGGGCAGUGUGCUCUAGGUGUUGGUGGGCUUAUUCCCACCUCUGUUCUCUGUUGGAACCAUCUGUCUACAAUGGGUGACUCUAUGGGGUUGGCGAUCCAUGGGAACAGAGGUGGCUGGUACCCCAGGACAUAGUGAAAGUGUGUUAGCUUGGUUGCAGAAUGCCAGAGGGAAUUUUGGAUAUACUCACUCUAGAGGGCGGCACGGUGGUGUAGUGGUUAGCGCUGUCGCCUCACAGCAAGAAGGUCCUGGGUUCGUGCCCCAGGGCCGGCGAGGGCCUUUCUGUGUGGAGUUUGCAUGUUCUCCCCGUGUCCGCGUGGGUUUCCUCCGGGUGCUCCGGUUUCCCCCACAG